UCUUUAUGAAGUAGGAGAAACUGCUCCACGAAACAUCUGUCACGUCACAUACUUAUUCUCUUGGAAACAUAGGCUAAGAAAUAAAAGCUACAACGUUGGAGAAGUUGGCAACAACUCCUCUGUCUCCCUUGCUUCUACCACACGUCCUCCGUGCUCUGCUCUCGUCUCUUCUUUAUAAAAGACUUGCCUGCCCGUCAAGCUCUUCAAGUCACAAGCUUCAAGUCUCUUCUCUAAGCACAUUGAGCCUUCUCUUAUCCGGUAGCGGAAAAAGGAUGAAGAGCGGCGACUCAACCGCCAUUGAUGUUCCCGACCCAGCUGCCGGCGGCGGUGCUGCUGCAAAAGGGAAAGCAGUACCGGUUGUGGCAGCUCCGCUGCCGUGGCCCGGAGGAUGGAAGAAAGGGGUGGCCAUAUUUGACUUCAUACUGAGGUUGUGCGCAAUUGUGACUGCACUGGCCGCCGCCGCUACCAUGGGAACAAGUGACCAGACUCUUCCCUUCUUCACUCAGUUCUUCCAGUUCCAAGCUAGCUACGACGACCUCCCGACUUUUCAGUUCUUCGUGAUCGCAAUGGCAAUAGUCGGGGGCUACCUAGUCCUCUCGCUUCCCUUCUCCAUCGUAUGCAUCGUCCGACCCCACGCGAUCGGCCUCAGAUUUCUCCUACUAAUUUUGGACACUAUGGCGCUUACCCUGACCACAGCAGCCGGGGCCGCGGCCGCAGCCAUAGUGUACUUGGCCCACAAUGGCAAUCCGAACACGAAUUGGCUCGCCAUCUGCCAGCAGUUUGGCGACUUCUGCCAGAAAGCGAGCGGGGCUGUGGUGGCGUCGAUGAUCACGGCCCUCGUCUUCGUGGUGCUGGUGCUUGCCUCCGCCAUGGCUCUUCGCAGGGUCUGAGACGAUCCAAGCUGACCGGUGGACAUGGGAGGAGUAUGCAGGCAUUUUCGUUACGUGUGUCUCAUGAUGUUGUUGGUGUGUGUGUAGUGGUGCCUUUGCUUUACAUGAAGUUAUUCCGACAAGGGGGUCAUA
Molecule: messenger RNA, 1022 nt
Organism: Rhodamnia argentea
Lineage: Eukaryota; Viridiplantae; Streptophyta; Magnoliopsida; Myrtales; Myrtaceae
Product: casparian strip membrane protein 1-like
Exons: 3
Coding region: 273-890 (205 amino acids)
Source: RefSeq, a predicted model, not a curated record